UAGAAAACCCAUUAAUAGAAGUGGAGUGGAGGGUUUGGUUGUUGCCAAUGUUUUUUAUUUUGACUAAUUGUCUGCAUAUCUGUUGUCAGCUGGUCUAGCUUUCCUUUAUCACUGGUAACUGGGCUUUAAUGAACAUCUGUUUGUUGAAAACCAGUAAACUGGAGACUGGACUGUUGAAAUAAAAUAAAAAAGUUUUAUAGUUUCAUCGGAUUGAAGCCCAUAAACGGGCUCAAAUGGGCCUAUUAUUGUCAAAUCACAUUUGGUGAAUCCAAGUGCACAUUAUACAAUACAAAACUUUUUUUUAAUUGAAUAAUUAUUGUGAAGUUGUAUUAUUUUAACAAGCAUGUGUGAAUGAUGGAAUCUAUUAGGGGUUUUGUCUUAUAACUUGUAUUGUUGCUUUGACCCAAUUAAUAUUGGUAUUGCUGGGUCAUAACCCUAAAAUGUGACAUGCUUACAAGACAAAGAACUACUGGCUGAUUGCCCUGUCAAAUUAGUGGUCUGUGGUGUUUUCUGAGUGUUUGAAGGGUGUAACUUUUCGGAUCCAAUAAAACCUCAAAAUAAAGUUAAUGUCAUGUUUUUUGACGAGCUAGGGGGAUUGAUUUAAAACAACACGUAAUCAUCCUAAAUUGACCUGGCGCAAGUCUUCAAACCACUGGUGGAGUCAUUCAGUAAGAUAUAGUUACACUGCAAAAUAUAAAACAAACUCUUACAAUAACCCAUAAACUUUUCUCUUUGAGUGUUAUACAAUAUUGCUUUGAUGGCUUUGACACAUAAUAAUUACCACCUACCUUCACUUAAAAAUCCCCAUGGGAGACAGCAUGAUUAGGCUCGGGUAAACAUUUAUUGCACAAUAUGAACACCAAUCCUAUUUGAUGAGUCAGUGUCUCUGAUAAAUGAGUCGAUAAAAGAUAGCGGAGACUAGUUUGUAAAGAUGGAAGCUAGUUUUCUUGGUAGGAGAUAAUGUAAUAUUUUUUCCUGUGUUGAGCAACAAGGAAAAGGGCUCGCAUUUGCACCAUGAGACGAGAAAAAAAAACCUGUGAUGUAUCAGGUGUACUUUGAACGGGCUUGUGUUUGGUUAAAACUAGCCUAGCACAGAAUGGGUGGGGUAAUGUGAAGUCUCCUGUUGUGAUACGUGCCCAGGCAAAGAACGGACUUGAAUGGAAUUUUUUACUUCUAACGCUGAAGAGACCGUAAGCUAAAGGAUUACCCACUCUUUGGAACAACUGAUUUGAUUGUUCAUUCAAACCACAAUGGAGGCAACCAGUGAGACCACUAAAAUCCUGGGGAAGGGUCCAGAAUACCUUCGAAAGCAAAUGGAACUGGAGAGUGAGAAAAAAGGACGCAUGACUGCUGUGGAGAGGCUCGCUGCAAGCAAACUACAGUAUGUCAAAAGCCAACAGGUGGUCAACUCGGCUCAGGAGCCUGUGAUCAGUAUUGGACCAGCCUCUGUGAGUAGCAAUGGGUCUUCUAACCAGAGCUCAAACCGUUGUGGAAAUCUUGUCAUGGGGAGUAACUCAACAGAGGCUACACGUGGAGCACAAAUCUGCUCACCGGGGCAGAUACGUCAGUCCAGCUCCAAAAAACGACGAGACUCUCUUCUGCUUUACAGACAAAAAUGUGAGUUGCUGUCAACAAAUGACCGGAAACACAAUAUAACACGUAAGUUGCUUCUCGGCUCUGUGCGCAGAAAUGUUCCGUUACCUGAGGCAGCAGAUAAAGAGUAUGAGGGGGAAAACACCACACUUGAGGGAACAGCAAAGGAAUGUAGCUCACUUGAAGUUACCUCUAAAUCAGAGAGGAGGAGGAACGGAGUAGAAGGACAACACAAAACAGAUAACAGGGAUUCUGGGAGAAAGAUGACAGCUGGUGUGAACAAAUCUGCUGGUCUCCUGGCGGUCCCUGAGUGUGAAAGGAGGCCUGGCAAAGGGGUCAGUCGUUCUCACUCUGACAUCAGCUCCAGGUACUCCAAAAACUUUGCGGACUUUGAUGUUUUCUUCAAGUACUGUGGGCUGGACGGUGAGGUUAUUGAGUCUUUGGGGAAGGAGAACUUCUCUGCAAGCUCAGAUGAAAUUCCAAUAAACAUCCGUAGUGUCAGCGUCUCGACAUCAGACGAUGGCUUCUCCAGGAACAGUGGUGACAGCGAUGGACUACAAGAUCAUGAGUUACAUGAAAAGAUACAUCAGGGGACGUCUGUUAUUGAACGUAAUGCAAGGAUUAUCAAAUGGCUGUACAGUUGCAAAAACGCCACAGAGACUGGGAAAAAGUUAAGAGACCUUGAUUGAGAUAACUCCUUCUUUUCUCUAUAGAGGCCAUAUACCUACAACUGAUACGUUUUACCCAUUUAUUUUAUCGCAGACCAUAAAUCAACUACAACGCUACUGUUGUGACUGUGUGUUUGUGUGUCUAUGUGCCUAUAUCGGUUUUCUUUUGGUUUCUAUGCAUACUGUGUGCGAAUUUCAGCAAAAAAAUGCAUUUUUGCAUCUGUUCAAACUUGCAUAAAGCUUAGCUGUUCUCUGUCCUGCCACAGAAAGCCCCACCUCACACGCACACAGGAACACAAAAACUGUUAUUUUUCAAACAUUGGUGAUGGCGCAAUGGAUAAUACAUAUGCCUUUGGUGUGAGAGACCCAGGUUUAAUUCCCCACUGUGACCCAUCCACCAUUGUGUCCCUGAGCAAGACACUUAACCCCGUGUUGCUCCAGAGGCGUGCAACCUCUGACAUGUAUAGCAAUUGUAAGUCGCUUUGGGUAAAAGUGUCAGCUAAAUGUAAAUGUUACUAGCAGGUUUAUUUGCUGACGUUCUACACAGAUUUAUCACAGAGCUGCAAUUUAGAAUUCCUAAUACCUGUGUUAAAUGUCAAAACUGUGUGCAUGGGUGCACACUUGAAGACACAAAUAACGACGCGCAUAUCAAGAUUAAAAUUUUAGGAGCAGUGAUAUUCAGCAAAAAUGUGACACUAUCCAAAAAAAAUUAAUU
Molecule: messenger RNA, 2976 nt
Organism: Micropterus dolomieu (smallmouth bass)
Lineage: Eukaryota; Metazoa; Chordata; Actinopteri; Centrarchiformes; Centrarchidae
Gene: fam110c
Product: family with sequence similarity 110 member C
Exons: 1
Coding region: 1251-2282 (343 amino acids)
Source: RefSeq, a predicted model, not a curated record